AUGAAUUCAUCAAAUUCCUCACCGCGGCCGGGUUCUGGCAAUCAACCUGGUCCAGGACAGGUUUUUGAAGACGCCCCAGAAUGGCUAUUUGAUGAAAACGACUAUGAGGAUGAUAGUGCCUUUCUGCCGCCAUCUGACUUCCUUGAGAUUGAAGAACACGAGGAUGAAGUGCGGGGGAAUAAUGGUCUCUCUGAUGAUUUUGGGGCCCAAGGUGGAGAAGAAGGCGAGCAGAGAUCUCAAGGCCCAGAUCGCAAUCAUAUGCCAUUAUCGGCGGCCGAAUUAUUCCGCUUCAUUGGCUCGGAAGGAUUACGUCGUAUUCUACAUCCUCACAGAAUAUCAGGGGUACAGUUUCACGUUGGAGAUGACGAUAAUAUAUAUGGAUAUGGCUCUGCUGCAUACCCCAGGCGCGGAAGCCGGACAGGCAAACAUCUGCUGCCCAAAGUGCCUAGCGACGCUGGACGGGAAUUAAUGUAUUCGGGGGACUAUGGAAAUAAUUUACAUUAUGUGGAUAAAACAAAACGACGGAAGGAAAAACUAUCCACGAGGCUAAUGUGGAGGGAAUUGGCUUAUAGCCCGCGCCUUCAUCCACGUGCAAUAUCGCAGGACCUCAUCCCUAAUUCGAAAGCUGAUAAAAUUAUUCACUAUAAUUCGAGAUGUUACUCUGGAUCCUUUUCUGAUGAUGGAAAUUUCUUUUUUUCCUGUGCGCAAGACUUUAAGGUACGGAUGUAUGAUACAUCCAACCCUCUUCAGUGGCGGUGGUAUAAAACAGUCGAGUAUCCCUUUGGACAAUGGACUCUUACGGACGCGAGCUUGAGCCCGGACAACAGAUUUUUAGCAUACAGUUCGAUUCGAAGUAUUGUAUGCCUGACGGGAACAGACCCAUCUUCAGAUUCGGAACCUACUCUUCUAGAUUUUGCCAACCGCUCCAGUUCGCAUUUUGGUAGCUCAGGUUUUGGGAUAUGGAGUGUUCGUUUCAGUGGUGAUGGUCGCGAGUUGGUUGCUGGCAAUUCCAGUCAUAGCGUGGUGGUCUAUGAUAUAGAAAGCCGCACACCGACUUUAACACUUGAAAAACAUGACGAUGAUGUCAACGCUGUUUGCUUUGGAGAUAAGUCUUCACCUCAUAUCCUUUAUUCGGGAUCUGAUGAUACGACAAUCAUGGUCUGGGAUCGUCGAUCAAUGGGGGAUGGGAGGGCCGCUGGCUGCUUCCUGGGCCACACUGAAGGGAUUACCUAUGUCGACAGCAAGGGAGACGGGAGAUAUGUAUUGAGCAACGGAAAGGAUCAAAGCAUGAAAUUGUGGGAUUUGCGGAAGAUGAUGACAAGUGCGAACCUGGACACCGUUGACUUGAGUAGUUACUCCACCGGGUUCGAUUACAGGUAUAUGUCUAUUUCGGACUCAGACUAUCGGCCCCAUCCUUACGAUUGUUCUGUUGUUACGUUCCGUGGACACCGCGUUUUAAAGACCCUGAUACGAUGCCACUUCUCUCCCGAUACCAGCACCAACUCUAGAUAUGUAUACACAGGGAGUUCGGAUGGACGGAUAUUCAUUUACAAUCUUGACGCUACGGUGGCAGGCAUUGUCAAUGUUGGAGAAGCUUCGUUUAAUUCUCGUCAGCGCAAUUCAGAUGGCUACCAUCACCGAAUGGGAAGGAGUGAGAUCGAAUGGGGAACAUGCGUGAGAGAUGCUAGUUGGCAUCCAAAUGCGCCCAUAAUAGCUGCAACAUCCUGGAACGGCUGGGGCAUGUCAACCGGCACCUGCAGCGUGCAUACCUGGAACGACAGCGCAGAGCUCGACGAAGGCGAUUCUCCACUCGGCCAGAGCUACAACAGCAAAUUGGAACCUUUGAGACCCAACAACAACAGCUCUGUAGAAGAACAGGGAAGAUUUCCACAAUAUGCCUCGAUUGCUAGAGGGCCCGUGCUUUCGGUAAUUGAUUACGACGAUUACAUCGACAUGAAUACAUUGUAA
Paracoccidioides lutzii Pb01 is the source of this 1968-nucleotide messenger RNA. RefSeq names its product WD repeat-containing protein. The record is from RefSeq and is a predicted model, not a curated record. Gene Ontology annotation, molecular function: protein binding. Bases 1 to 1968 code for a protein of 655 amino acids. The transcript is spliced from 7 exons. Gene Ontology annotation, cellular component: Cul4-RING E3 ubiquitin ligase complex. Gene Ontology annotation, biological process: proteasome-mediated ubiquitin-dependent protein catabolic process.